AUGCACCUCGCCUCUCUCAUCCUCACCCUCUUCCUGGGACAGCUCCGGGCUGCUGACCUUCACUUUGUUGCAGGCACCACAGGGCAGAUCACGGUCACCCAGGACGAUGGACAAGUCAUGGUGAAGCAGGGACACCCCUUCCAGACCACCUGCAAAUACCAGACCAGUUAUUUUAAUGCCUUGCUCUGGUACCAGCUGCGGAAAGGCCAAGCCCCACAGCUGCUCUCCUAUCAAGCAGGCUCUGGCCCCAAGCACAGCGGCCGGAUCACCACGCACCUCAACACCACGGGGAAAUACAGUGUCCUGAAGGUGGAGGAAGUGCAGCUCUCUGACACUGCCUUGUACCUCUGUGCUGUGACAGACACCCCGGGGCAGGGAGCAACCAUUUUUGGCAAGGGGACGCUGCUCUCAGUCCUGCCAGAAGUUACUCCAUCUCCCUCAGCCUACAGGCUGACCUCUACAGAUGACCAGGAUCUGGAAAUGUGCCUUAUCACAGAUUACUCCCCUGAGAAGCUCACUCUUAACUCAGCUGAGCAGCACACGUCCACUGUGGUGGAGGUGGCAGGUGCUGGGAACAGAGAGGAAUCCAGCUACCUGUCCACCUACUGGGCCAGGAGAGACGAGCUGCAGUGCAGUGCCAGCCACGAGGGCUUUGGAGAGCUGGAGGGCGAGGACCCUGAGAGUGGUGCCAGCGCUGUCUGUGUCACAGGGCUGUCCCUACACUUCAGGACAGAUGAACACUUGAACACACUGUCUUUAUCACAGCUGGGCCUCAAAAUAGUUUUAAUGAAAGGAAUAAUUUUUAAUGUGCUGAUGACGAUGCUUAUGUGGAAGAAAAAAAAGGACUGAAAGUAACCAGGUGGUGCAGUCCUGAAAUACCAAAACCAUCUGCUUUGAGAGAGCUUUGAGAGAGCAUCGUGAGCAAGAGGGAGCACAGGGAUAUUCCUUGUGCAAGAGCCAUCACUUGCUGUUCUUAUAAACCACACCAGCCAUUAUAUUCUAAAUUGCUUUAUUUACAUUGAUUUCAAACUACUCAAAACGAAGCAUUUCCAGCAUUCUGCCCUGCAGAUGCCAGGGUCAUUCACCAUACAGUGCCUCUUGUGCAUGAACCUGACUUUGCUACAAUUACACAUUGCCAAGCAUCGCUGUUACUUGCAUUAAAAUGAUGAGUUCUGCCUGGAGCAGUGCUGUUUGUUAAAAACUGCAAGCUAAAUAUCACCUGGAUGGGAAUUUUUCCUAUUUUGGUAGCUUUAGGGUAUUCAUGUCUCUUAGGGUGCACCCCCAGAAACCUUUUCAGGUGCAAAUGAAACACUGAAAAGCAAAGGGAGGUUGACUCAGGAUGCGCUGUCUUGCCACCCUUUGCUAGAUCAGAGCAAGAUAUCCUUUUUUCCCACUAAAGGAAGAGCUGCAGGACUCCCAGAAGUCCCAAAUUCAGUGAAAUGGUCACUUAAAUAUCAUAGAAAAAAAAAGAAAAAUUAUAUUUUUUUUAAAGUCUAUCUGACCAUAACAUCUUUCUAAUUUAAACCAGUUUAAGAUUUGGCUUUGUAUUUAGCAAAAAUACAAACAACUUUUUUUCUUUUUGUUUACUUCCAGCAACCUGAGAUCUCCCAAUUUCUUUUUGUAAUAAUUGCAUAAAAAUAUACUGAAAUAUUUACCUGUCCCUGUGUGCCCACCUUGGAACAGUGCUUGCUUGUGGCAUCUGCAUGCUGUUAAUUCAUGAACUGUACUGGCACCAAGAUGUCUUGGCAUUUCUUUAGGCUGUUAUCAAACAAUUCUUACCAAAAAU
Poecile atricapillus (Black-capped chickadee) is the source of this 1786-nucleotide messenger RNA. RefSeq names its product M1-specific T cell receptor alpha chain-like. NCBI's taxonomy places the organism in Eukaryota, Metazoa, Chordata, Aves, Passeriformes, Paridae. Gene Ontology annotation, molecular function: peptide antigen binding. The record is from RefSeq and is a predicted model, not a curated record. Bases 1 to 849 code for a protein of 282 amino acids. The transcript is spliced from 7 exons.